Messenger RNA from Nilaparvata lugens (brown planthopper), 3645 nucleotides. RefSeq lists its product as uncharacterized. Bases 145 to 2571 code for a protein of 808 amino acids. The record is from RefSeq and is a predicted model, not a curated record. NCBI's taxonomy places the organism in Eukaryota, Metazoa, Arthropoda, Insecta, Hemiptera, Delphacidae. The transcript has 6 exons.
AGGAGGAGGAGGAGUCGACGCUAUUGAUCGGCACCACAUCAAGCACCUGCUCUGGAAAAGCGUCGCCAUUACAACGCCAUCACUCGCACAGCACUUCCGGCACUUUUCCUGAAUUUUCCUCCACCGAUGACUGUUUAAGGAGAAAUGAUAAUGAAGCGAUGUGGGAUACUGUUGCUGUGCUGGCUGUCGGUGAGCCGGGCACAGCGCCAGGACGACAGCUUGAGGGGGGCCCUUGAGGCGGUCACCCGUCGUCACCAGGACAUGUCCGCCGCACCACCAUACUACAUUGGACAACCCCGCACCUCCCAGAUCAACGACGAGCUACCCUAUUUCGAGAAUCAAGAGUAUGGCCAACCUGAAGACAUAGGCUACGGCUACCAAAAAUCAGUGGCACCACACACAGCAGGGAUUUUCGAGCCGAUCGCUCUGCCCAGCACUGAGUUGGGCGCUCAUGAAGCAUUGGCCAACAACCACCUCCCCCGCAUCACUGAGAGAGAACUCGAGCGACUCACAUCCGACUUCAUCGGAGACGAGCCGGACAACAGCCGACUUCUGGCUCACCGGUUGCCCAACGGCUACAAACGGUCGUCCGUUUUCCGCGAACGGGAAGAGCCCGACUCAUGGCAGAUGGCCGACGCGGAACCUGGCGAACGGAUGAGGGGUCCUUCCCGCAUGCGAAACGCCCUCGCUCUAGUUCGCAACUACGGCGGCCUUGACCGCGAACCAGAACAACUCCCAGACUCCACCGACCCCGACUCCUAUCUCAGACUCCUCAACUACGUCUACCACAAGUACAAGGCUGGCUCCAACAACGAGUUCGACCCUGAAGAUAUUGGAGACGGUGACGUUGAAGACCUUAUUGAGUACCUGGGUCGAGGUGAAAAUCGAGACAGGAAACGGUCCGACCACAACGGUGGCUACGAUUUCUUCAACUACCCAUCAGCCUGGUACAAGCGCAGUGACCAGCGAAUCGACACACCUCAAAGCGACGGCUUCUUCCAUGCUUUGAAAUUCCUGUCUGGUGAUCGUGACGCUCUGGAAGCGAUGAGAAACGAGGACGCACCGGGAGAGGAUGACGACGAAGAUGUGAGUAGGCUGCUGAUGGAGCCGGGUCCCCGUGUCUACAGGAAACGGUACCCAGCUAUUGGUGGAUUUGACGACCGGUUUUCAUACAAAGGUAUAGCAAAACGUUUCCCAGUCACCAAGCGCUCGCUCAAGUCAUCUUCUGGCCCCCAGAAUAAAGCUGCACUAACACACCAAACACCCAACAACGCCGGUACUACCGAUCCGGAGGUCGCCCAGGAAUUGGACAAUAUAUUCUCAGCUUCUGGUGAAGGUCACCACAAGGCUGCCGAACAGAAAGAGCAAAAUUCGUCUGCCACAACAGACAACCCCAAACCUGAACAAAAGAAGAAGGGAUCUGAGUUGUUUCCAGAGAAAAAAGAGAAGAAGGAUGAGAAGAGUAUGCAUUCAGUGCACCGGAGAGACAAGGAGGUGGCCGGGCAGAAAGAGGAGACCAACCCGAUGGACAACGAUGCGAGACCCGUAGAGGUGAGGAAGAAGUCGGUCGACUGGUCUGAGUACUUCGGCAUCGACAGGAGGCGUAAGAAGUCGGCCACUGAUAGUUUCGACGACGAUUGGCUGUUGAACCAAUACCUGAAAGCUUACUCGGGUCCGAAGAAGAUGAAGGCGCAAUCUCUGAGGGAUGCGGAGAUGGAGGCGAAGAAUGAGAUCCCGGAUGACAUCGACGGGAAGCUGAGGGCGAUGGAGGACCUGAUAGUGGAUGAAGCGCUCAAGUACACGGGGGCCAACCAGGGCCUGGCAACGGGGGACGAGGCGCAGAUGCACAAGGUCAAGGAACGCGUCAUGUCGCAGCUGGCGGCCGCCUACAGCUUGGAGAAGAUGCGCCGGGCGCUCGGAGAAUUCAAGUCAAGCAUCAAUGGUGACCAGCAGCACAAGCAGUCGCCGCAUGACAUCCAAUUCACAUUCACCAGCUUCCAACCAACCAACCAGCAAUCCUCCACACCGCCUCCCUCUUCUGAUGCUCCUAAGGAGGAGGCGUCAAAACGAGUGGCGGUGAAGAAAGAGAAGGCUGACACAGGAAAGAAGGAGAAGAAAUUUGAGAAAAUCUAUCAAGAAGAUAUGGAGAAAAACUACCUGCCAAUAGAGAAGCCUCUCCUCCAUUCAGUGCCUCUCGGCAGAUACUAUCCACAGAAAGUUGACUCAUGCCCAAUUCUGGAUGAGAUCGUGGGCCAUUGCCGGCAGAUCAGCAUUUUGUCGGGCGACAUGGAGGAGCUCUUCCUUCCUCUCUGCACGCUCCAUCAAACCUGUACAAUAUGUGGCCAUAGCACGCGAUCUCGGCGCCCGGACCCUGACGAGUGCGACAUGGCGUUUAUGAACCAGAUUGAGCCGGUCUGCGGCAGAAGCGCGGCGUGCCUCCACUCGGCGAACCGCAUGAUGGCUGGCAUGGAGUCGCGACGUCAGAGGGGCGUCGCAGCCGAAGCAGCAAUGGACGCCGCCUGCAACAACCCCUGUCUGGCACCCUUCCUCACAGUCCGACGUCGCCGAUAAGCAGCAAGCUCAUCAACAACACAAUAAUAGAUUAUAAUAUACUAUAAUAAUAAUCGAUGUCACCCAAUUGUGUGCGCUGACACACUCUAGUCCAUACAGCCGUCUACUCUACCCCCACCCCCACCCCUAUCUAUCCAUGUUGAAACAACUUAUUCAAUGUUACCAUGUAAUGCUUAAUUCGAGUCAACGAGACUGUAUCUCUGAUGCAAGUCGGUAUUCAACCGUUGUUGGAGAAAAUAUUGUGUGUAUCUUUAAAAAAUAAGUGUAUUGUAUCAGUUAUAUUGUUGAAAAAAAGGAAAUUAAAUAUAAAGAAAUGUGAGGAAAAGUUUUAAUUUAUCUCAAAAUAAUAAUAUUGUAAUCUGAUGUUCAAGAUAAAUAUGUCUCAAAGCAAAAGGAUUUGUUAAAUAAUAGUAUGGGUGUGUCCAAAUGAUCAACUUAUUAUAAUGAAUGAAAAAGUUUUUAUUCUCAAAAAGCAACAUGUUACAAACAUUUGAAAUGUAAACUUUACAAUAAUUUAAAAAAUAGUACUCCUCACCAAGAACGAGUCUGUGUGUGAGGAGGGUGAUUAUAUCCAAAAGACAAGAACAUGUUAUGAAACUAUAUCUAUCUAUGAAGAGUUAUUGCAGUCAGUUGUUCAAGAGAAAAGGGAUUUGUAUUAUGGGAAAUCUCAAAGGAAUUUGUUGAAAAAAUUUAUUUGUAUCUACAAUAAAUAACUAUUGUAAUUAGUUUUGUUCAAAAGAAAGACAUUAAGAAAUUGUGUAACUAGAAUUCGGUGUGCAAACGCAACUCAACAAUAAUAAUGCCGUUGUACAGCAUUUGGAAUAAAAUAGUAGAAUUUAUUGUUUCUGGAAUAAUUCCCUCUUAUUAUUUGGGAGAAACAAUAUUAUUAUUGUGUGUUUACAAACACGAACAAGGUUGUAAAAAUGCAAAACAAUGAAUCUCAUAGGACCAACAAUAUAGAUAAAUGAAUGGCUAACACAUUGAUAUUGUUAGUAACAACUAAAAAGGGAUAGUUUUAUCCAUAAAUACUCAGAUCUUACUUCUGAAUUUUUUCAAUAGAUAACCAAAUAUUAA